AAACAAUAAAGUCGCUCGCUCAAGUUUGGCUGUUUCUCCCGACGCUGAGUCUUUGUUGUUCAAUUUGACUCCCUCUGUAAAACAAAACACACACAAUAACAAUCGCUCAUGCCUCAAGUCACGAUGCCGCCUAACCAAGACGGCGGUCUAUUGCCUACGCUUAACUGGGCUAUCACUAACCAUCCUGUUAUCCGAGCCCAAGUGGACGACUGCUUCAACCGGACCAAUUGGGAAGCCAUAUGCGAGAGUGCCUCACGUGCCAAUAGUGGGCGACCCUGUAAGACACUUCCAGACUGCAUAAACGGCGGCAACAACCUGGCUCGACUACUCGAGUUCCAAGACGGCACUCGCUGGGUCGCCCGCAUCCAGCUGCGGGAGUCGACUCCGGAAACGUCCCGGAAGAUGCAGACCGAAAUCGACACCUUGGCCUUCCUCAAAACCGCCACCAACGCUCCAGUGCCCCAGGUCUUUGCCUUCGAGCUUGACGGUGCGAACCCGGCGGGCGUAGCUUUUGUGUUGCUCGAGUUCCUUCCGGGGAAGACGGCCAUGGACGAAGCUCGCGACUAUAACUGGGCAGGUUGGGGCCUCAUCCCGCGCCAGUACCGGCAGACGUUCUAUCGCUCGAUGGCUGCAGCUCAUGUCCAGAUCGCCUCGGCGCGUCUUCCCCAGAUCGGGACCGUUACCCGCGAUGCGUACGGAGGUUUCAUCGUUGGGCCUAUUCCCGGCAUUGGCGGACCAUUCGAGACAGCGGCAUCCUUCAUCCAGGCGUGGGCCGCUACCAUCAAGUACCCUUAUAACGAAGACUACCUCCGCCAAUCCGUUCCCUCGUCGGUGGUCGACGAAAUCUUGAAGGGGGUUGAUGAGUUUCCAGGCCGGCUGGCCAAACUGGCUUCCAGCGGCAAGUAUUUUACUUCAAAGGGCCCCUUUCCGAUACGCCACGCCGAUCUCUUCCACAGCAAUGUCAUUGUCACCAAGACGUUUAACGUGCUGGGAGUAAUCGACUGGGAGGGAGCUUGCACGGUGCCCUGGGAGCUGGUUGACGCUCCCUGUUUUUUAAGCACCAUACCUCGCCUCCUGAACCCGCCGGAACAGUACGACGAGGCAGGCCGGCCGCUGGACUCAGAUGAGGUAGGGAUGUGGGCGGAUGAGGAGGCUUACGCGGCGAUGGUGCGAGAGGCUGAGCGAAAUGCCCAUGCAGAUCACAGACUGUCCAACAUGCUCGCAGACAAGGACGCUCAAGACUUGGCUCGCACUAUCCAUCUGUUUCCCCAGGGCAAGGCAGGGUUUUACGGUCGAGCUUUGGAUUACUUUGAAAACAAGUAGACAGACAGCACGCUUGUUAUCAUACCGGAAGAGCAGCGCCCUGCUUUGCAAGUGACCGCAAUGAAGAAGGCAGAGCUGCAAUCUCGAUUUAGUCGUUAUUGAAAUAGCUCUGACAAGGAACAGAUUUGGACCACCUUGGUCCUAGGAAUAGACUCCACUCCCUACCUUCCAGGACUCAAUGAGCAUUCGCCUAUUUUGAGACUUGGGCUUUUGAAUACAAUACGUGUAUCGUCUGGGUGCCACUCAGCUGUCGC
This is a messenger RNA of Durotheca rogersii, 1577 nucleotides long. RefSeq lists its product as uncharacterized. Bases 109 to 1323 code for a protein of 404 amino acids. The record is from RefSeq and is a predicted model, not a curated record. The transcript is spliced from 2 exons. NCBI's taxonomy places the organism in Eukaryota, Fungi, Ascomycota, Sordariomycetes, Xylariales, Xylariaceae.